Stegastes partitus (bicolor damselfish) is the source of this 4539-nucleotide messenger RNA. RefSeq names its product phosphatidylinositol 4,5-bisphosphate 3-kinase catalytic subunit gamma isoform. The transcript is spliced from 12 exons. Bases 109 to 3498 code for a protein of 1129 amino acids. Lineage: Eukaryota; Metazoa; Chordata; Actinopteri; Pomacentridae. The record is from RefSeq and is a predicted model, not a curated record. Gene Ontology annotation, molecular function: 1-phosphatidylinositol-3-kinase activity; 1-phosphatidylinositol-4-phosphate 3-kinase activity. Gene Ontology annotation, biological process: phosphatidylinositol-mediated signaling; cell migration; phosphatidylinositol-3-phosphate biosynthetic process. Gene Ontology annotation, cellular component: cytoplasm; phosphatidylinositol 3-kinase complex, class IA; plasma membrane.
CUACAUUUGAACAGUUAAGCUGUCGAGGUGAUGCGUGUGCCUUAACCUCAGCCUCAGACCUGAGAAUCUUUUAUUUUUUGUUCAGAUUUUGCUCCCUUUAGGGUAGAAAUGGACACUGCAGCGUUCUUCAAUAAGCCGAUCUAUCCACAACCUGCAGACGGUCUGCUGGGACUGUCGAAGCAAAGCUGCUCUGAGAACAACCUCAAGUUUAUCUGUGAGUUUAAACAUGGACCCGGUUCCUCGCACACGUCUGCUGAUGAGGAUUCCGGCGUUGGUUCUGGUUGCGAGUCGGUUUCAGUCGUCCUCCCUGCACAGUGCAGCGUCUACCAGUUGCGGCUGCACAUCUGUAUGCAGGCACAGUUGCAAAGCUGCCAUCCAGACCCAUUUGCCAUACUGGACCCAGAGAAAUACACUCUGCUAUACGCCCGGGGGGACGACUGGUACGAGGCCUACGACGACUGUCAGGUUAUCAGGACCUUAGACAUUCCUUGGUCGUAUGACGACUUGCAGUGUCUGUCGGCACACAUACUGGUCAAAGCUCUGGUCGCCGUUGAUUCCGAGGUGAAGAAGAAGCAGCAGCAGUGUCUGACUUAUCUGAUUGGACACGACCUGGAGAAAGAAGCGUCCGACAGACUCGGCGAACUCACAUUCACCCGCAGGAAACUGGCAUCUCCCAGAAGACAAGAGCUGAAGGAUCGGGAUGACAAGUUGUACGCUACAGAACCUUGGAUAACAUCUGCCCCCAUACCGGCCAACCUACAGGACUGGCUGAGCAGACAUUUUCCUGUCAGCCUCCAUUACAUGAACAAGCUCAGCUUCAGCAUACAGGUGGACUUGAGUACAACGCCGAGUGUUCUUAUUACAUUUUUCAGAAGGGUCAUGUCAGACCAGCGGAUUGAGUAUGAUGCUUCUGAAAGUGUGGUGUUGAAAGUUUCUGGGAGAGAGGAGUUUCUAUCCGGAGACUACGCCCUCAGUGAUUUCCUCUGGGUUCGACAGUGCUUGACAACCAAUCAGGACCUCCACCUCUCCGUGGUUCCUGUGUCGCAGCUCGCCGAAGAGGCCGUCAAGUUCGUGGACUGGCCUCUGGUUGAUGGUUUCAGCGGCCAGUUCAGUUCCCACGACGAUCUCCGUCUGGAGGGGAAGGAUUUGGACGACAUCUUCAUGAUAUCCUUGUGGGACUGCAACAGAAAGCUCAGAGUCAAAUUGCUCGGCUUUGAUAUCCCAAAGCUUCCAAGCAAAUGCCCCCAGUCGGUUUACGUGGAAGCAUCCAUACUUUACGGAAACAAGGUUCUCUCUUCGGUGUCGUCCCCUCCCAAGCCCUUUGCAGAUGAAGUGUUGUGGAACGAGUGGCUGGACUUUGACGUUCUCCUCAGGGACCUGCCUCGUGGAGCCAAGCUGGGUCUCACUAUUAAUGCAAGCGGUACUGACGGUUCCCCAAUAACCAAAGACCCAAGAGCUUCAGUCAUCAGAGAUCCAAAGCCUUCUAUCAACAGAGACUCGAAGGCUUCGACCACAAGAGAGUCAAAGUCACCAUCAUCCACAAUCCCUAAGGCACCAGACCUGCAGAAGGGGAAAGGGAAGGUGCUCUACUUUGUCAAUCUUCUCCUCAUAGAUCACAGAUCCGUCCUGAGCCAGGGCUCCUACAGUCUUCACAUGUGGUCCUACCCCGACGUGGAGGAUGAAGCCGUCACCUACCAGGCAGACAAGCUGUCCUCCGCUACUAAUCCAGACAUAACCGAGUCAAUGGCUAUUAGCUUCCUUCUGGACCGCUACAGCUUCCCGGUGGUCCUCCCGAACACCUUCAGUCCCUCUGAGGACUCUGACAGCCCCUCAUCUGACCAUUCCCCAACCACAUCUGCUGCCUCCUCACUGCCGUCCACCUUAAGCAGCGCAGAUUCUUCCUCUUUGACGGUGACUGACACUGCAAUCCCCAGAUCCCCAUCUCCAGCCAUGAACAGACCUUGCCUGAGAAGGUUCCGGCAGGAGAGCAUCCACUAUGCCUCCAGCCUGCCCCAAUACCUGCGAAACAUUGAUUGGAUGAACCGCAAAGUGGUUGAGGACGUCCACUGGCUGCUGGGGAACUGGGAUCCCGAGGAACUGGAUGUAACUCUGGCCCUGGAGCUGCUGAGCAUGGACUUUGCAGACGAGAAAGUCAGAAGACUGGCGGUCCAGAGACUGGAGAGCCUGUCCAAUGACGACGUACUCAAGUAUCUGCUGCAGCUGGUGCAGACCCUUAAAGUGGAACCUUACCACGACAGUUUCCUCGCUCGGUACCUCAUCCAGAGAGCUCUGCGGAGCAAGAGGAUCGGCCACUUCUUCUUCUGGUACGUCCGCAGCGAGGUGGCCGGCUGUCCGUACUUCCGGCAGCGCAUGGCGGUGAUCCUGGAGGCCUACCUGCUGGGCUGCGGCCAGGCCAUGCUGGACAGCUUCGGCCAGCAGGUCCAGGCUGUGGAGGCCCUGCAGGAGGUGGCUCUGGUCAUCAAGAGCCUCUAUCCAGACAAGACGGACCUCGCGCCUACCGCUCCUCUCCGGCUUCAGGAGCUGCUCAGAACCAGCAAGCUGCCCGACCAGUUCCUGCUGCCCUUCGACCCUCGAAUCAAAGCUGGAAGGAUCCUGCUGGACAAAUGCAAAGUGAUGGCGUCCAAGAAGAAGCCUCUGUGGCUGGAGUUCUCUCCGAUGCCGUCGCCGACUCCAGCGACGCCGGUGGGAAUCAUCUUCAAAGAGGGGGACGACCUCCGACAGGACAUGCUGGUCAUUCAGACGCUGGUGGUGAUGGACUCCAUCUGGCAGGAGAAGUCUCUGGAUCUGAACCUUAUUCCGUACGGCUGCAUCUCCACCGGACACAACAUUGGUAUGAUUGAGAUCGUGAGGAACGCGGCGACCAUCGCUGCCGUUCAGCGGAGCCACGGAGGAACGACGGCAGCCUUCAGGAACGACGCGCUGUUCGAGUGGCUCAAGUCCAAGUGUCCGCUCCAGGAAAUAGUGAGUAACUUUGUGAAGUCCUGCGCCGGUUACUGCGUGGCCACAUAUGUUCUGGGAAUAGGAGAUCGACACAACGACAACAUCAUGAUCACAGACCAAGGAAACUUGUUCCACAUCGACUUCGGCCACAUCCUGGGAAACAGGAAGCACUUCCUCGGCGUCCGGCGGGAGCGAGUGCCGUUCGUCCUCACGCCCGACUUCCUGUACGUCAUGGGGAGGGUGAAAGGUCGCAACAGCCUCUACUUCCAGCGGUUCAGGGACACCUGCACCCAGGCCUACCUGUCCCUGCGCUCCCACUCCAGGCUGCUGGUCACCCUCUUCUCCCUGAUGCUGCUCACCGGCAUCCCCGAGCUGAGCGCCGCCGAGGACAUGCGCUACCUGCGGGAGGCGCUGCAGGAGGAGCAGACCGAGGCCGAGGCCAAGGAGCACUUCCUCCAGCAGAUCACCGAGUGCGAGCAGCUGGGCUGGACGGUGCAGGCCAACUGGUGGAUCCACAUGGUGGCCGGCAUCAGGUAGAGCGCUGGGGCCAGUUCCAGCGGCUCCACAAAACGCUGAUUUGGUCUUUGUGUUUUUUUAUCACUCGUGACUGCUGAGGGACUGUGGCUGGAAACUGCAGCAGAGAAUCCAGCAACCUUUGUCUUGUUAAUGCAUGAAAUGUGCAGUUUAUGUAGUUUCACUCAAAUCAGAAGCAACUCCUGCAGCCAUAAAUAUGUAAACAUGCUUCUAAUGUAAAGCAUUUAGACAAAUUUAAUUUCACACAUUUGCCAGUUUGUCAUGUUUUUGACCUGAUAGGAUGAAGGUUUAUUAAUCCACGAGGAAAUUCUUUUGCCAGUUGUUGCUCCGAACACAAAACGACACAAUAUUUGGAAAUGUAGCGCCUAGUAGAAAAGCAAUAAGACAUAAGAAUGAACUAAAAUAAGGCUAAAAUAUAAAAAGUAGGAAGUCAUAAUGAUCCUAACACCUCACAUGAUGAUGACAAAUUGCACAUGAAAUUUAGAUAUUGCAAAAUAUAACACAUUAAAUUGGGAUAUUGCACGUGACUAAAAAAUAAAUAAAUGCUGCAGAUGAAGUUGAAAUAUUGAACUUUUGCCUUCGAGCUUUUAAUGAAAGUAGAAAGUUAUGAGCAGGUUCUUCAGUUUAUAGGGAAAAAAAUCCCAUCAAUAUUUAAGGAAUCCCUCAAAAAAAAAUUCUAUCCGUGAACAGAGAAGUGUGGGAGAUUAUUUAAAAUGAGAAGUUGUGAUGCUUUUUAUAUUUUUUUUAUGUUAGGAGUGAAUUCUUUGUGGUCAAGAAUGAAAAAAAUACAAAAUCUCAGAAAUCUAGAAGCACGUUUCUGACAACACUUGUCAUGUCAAAUGAUUUUUGCAAGUUUUCAUUUUUACAUAUCGACAUGUUGUUCUAAGAGCAGCUUUGUUUCUGUGUGUGUGGAUGAAACUCUGUCGUCCUGGAGCUUAAAUAAUUGCACCGGGAGGAGCCGCUGACCACCUGGUGAAAAGGUGACGUCCUGAAACUUUGUUCUGUUUUUAUUUGGAAUAAAAGCCUGAGCUGUGCUGUCUUUAA